Molecule: messenger RNA, 1613 nt
Organism: Spodoptera frugiperda (fall armyworm)
Lineage: Eukaryota; Metazoa; Arthropoda; Insecta; Lepidoptera; Noctuidae
Product: elastin-like
Exons: 2
Coding region: 66-1118 (350 amino acids)
Source: RefSeq, a predicted model, not a curated record
UUAAUACUUCUGGUAUAUAUGGCGCAGUUUGCUUAGUUGAGGUCACAGGCUGUCCAAGCAACACAAUGUCUGCCAAAGCAAUUAUAUUAGCUGCAUUCCUGUGCGUCGCCCGAUGCAACCCAUUGGGUUUGGGCGGUACCACCGUCUGCGAGUCCAGCCCCAACUUCCUGGGCGGACUGGGCGGUCUGGGCGGACUGGGCACGACAGUCUGUGAAUCUGGACCCAUCGGCCUGGGCGGCCUCGGCUAUCUGGGCGGUAUCGGUGGACUGGGCGGUUUAGGGGGCCUAGGGCUCGGAGGAAUCGGGCUUGGCGGGCUGGGCUCAGCAACCGUUUGCGAAUCCGUCCCUGCUUUUGGUUGGGGUGGACUUGGGUUGGGCGGUCUCGGUCUUGGAGGGAUCGGAGGAGUCGGCUUAGGCGGCCUUGGCCAAACCACUGUCUGCGAAUCAAGCCCUAAUUUAGGACUCGGUUUGGGAGGCCUUGGGAUGGGCGUCGGUGGUCUAGGUAGCGCUACUGUGUGUGAAUCCAUACCUAACUACGGUUUGGGCGGUAUCGGUUUAGGAGGCUUGGGCGGUAUCGGACUGGGCGGUCUUGGCUUAGCUGGGUUGGGCGGUAUUGGACUGGGCGGUCUCGGUACAACUGUCUGUGAAUCCGUACCUAAUGUUGGACUCGGAGGUUUAGGCUAUUUGGGCGGUAUCGGCGGGUUAGGUUUGAGCGGUUUAGGAUCUACAACCGUUUGCGAGUCCUCACCGAACCUAGGUUGGGGUAUCGGCGGAUUGGGGCUCGGCGGACUUGGCCCUAUUGGCGCUUUGGGCGGUUUGGGCGGUUUUGGGCUCGGAGGUAUAGGUUUAGGAGGAUUGGGUAGUGCUACUGUCUGUGAAACCAUUCCUAACUUGGGCUGGGGAGGUUUAGGUUAUGGGGGUUUGGGCGGUCUAGGCGUACCUUUGGGACUUGGCCUCGGCGGUAUAGGCGGUUAUGGGGGCUUGGGCCUAGGUUUGGGCGGCCUCGGCGGGAUCGCUGGCGGCACCACAGUCUGUGAAUCAAGCCCUAAUUUGGGCCUAGGCUUAGGUUUGGGCUACCCUGGUCUGGGUGUGGGCGUACUUGGACGUCCUUUUUUAUAGAUACCAACACCUCUUCGUCCCAUUAUACUAGCAACACGAUAAUUAAUGGGCCCUACCCCCUUGUUUCACGGGACAGUACCGGCACUUAUACUGACCGUUCUCUUAAAAUGGCACUUUGAUUAUCAUUAGAAGUUUAGACGGGAUAUUUACCAUGUUUAUGAGUUUGUUUUAUGGGACAAGCCCGCCACAACCUCCCAUACCGCUGCAACUCCUGUGCACCAGGAUCUACAGUAGAUACAACCAUGUAAACACCGGAACACUGAAGUCCAACGUCCCAGGGACAUGAAUGACUGUCUUGGAUCCAAAUGACUGUGUUUCCGAUAUUUCGGCACUGUUGCAAGCCAUGAUCACGGGUGUAUUGGUAAAUAUAUAUGCCGUCUUAAGUUCUAAUGUUAGUGUUAGUGACCAUGUCAGUUUAUAUGGCUCUCCGAUUUUUAUUCAAAGCAUGAUAAAAAAAAAACUUCAGGUGUUUUGUUUUCAUACAGACUUAGUUAG